Molecule: messenger RNA, 1248 nt
Organism: Passer domesticus (house sparrow)
Lineage: Eukaryota; Metazoa; Chordata; Aves; Passeriformes; Passeridae
Product: serine/threonine-protein kinase pim-1-like
Exons: 7
Coding region: 158-700 (180 amino acids)
Biological process (GO): protein autophosphorylation
Cellular component (GO): cytoplasm
Molecular function (GO): ATP binding; protein serine/threonine kinase activity
Source: RefSeq, a predicted model, not a curated record
CAUCAAAAGGGUGCCACGGAACCGCGUCCAUCACUGGGGUGAGCUGCCCGACGGCACCAGCGCAUCCCUGGAGAUUGUCCUGCUGGCAAAGGUGUCCAAUGGCUUCCCUGGUGUGGUCCAGCUGCUGGAGUGGGUUGAGCUCCCCAACGACAUUGUGAUGGUGCUGGAGCGCCUGGAGCACUCUCAGGACCUGCAGCAUUUCAUUCGGGCACGGGGGUUCCUGUCCGAGGAGGUGGCGCGGCAGCUGUUCCACCAGGUGCUGGAGGCCGUCUGGCACGGCACCAGCUGCAGGGUCCUGCACAGAGACAUCAAACCAGGGAACAUCCUGGUUGACCUGGCCACCGGGCAAGCCAAAUUGAUUGAUUUUGGCUGUGGCACCUACCUGCAAGAGACAGCCUACAUUCAUUUUGCAGGAACACUAUCAUACAGCCCCCCAGAAUGGACCCGCUUUGGCUGGUACCAUGGCGAGCCAGCUACCAUCUGGUCCCUGGGCAUCGUGCUGCACCAGAUGGUCUGUGGGGAGCACCCUUUCAAGAGGGACCAGAACAUCAGCUGGGACCAUCAGCUCUCGCUGCCACAACGGCUCUCUCCAGAGUGCCAAGAUCUGAUCAGGCGGUGUUUAUCCAUGCUGGACUUGGAAAGGCCCUCAUUAGAAGAGGUGUUCUGUCAUCCUUGGAUGCAGGAUAUACAUCUGCCCUAGAAGAAGAGAGAGAGCCACAGGCACACUGUGCUGCAGGGCCCUGCUGGGGCCCUGGGCAGAGCUCUGACAGCCUGGUCUGAGCCCAGGGAAGGAGAAGGAGCCUCCAGAGAAGCUGUACCGGGUGGGGCUGCUGCUGCUGGGGACAGUACGGAUGACAUCAGGGAUGACAGCCUCUUCCUGGACCUGGCCACUGAGGAAGCGUUCCAGAUGGGGUCCAGUCUGGAUUGGGAAAUGUUGGGACCAGCUGUGGCGUGGAUGGGCCGUGCCCUUAGAGAAGGCUGAGGACAUCGUUUGGGACCAGCUUUUCUUCCAGCUGUGGAUGGCGUGAGCCGGGCUCUGCGGAUGCUGAAGCUGCUCUGGGCUCUGGCAGGGCUCUGCUGGAGCUCAGCACCGGGCCGGAAUCAACCAAAGAAGAAAUGGUGUCACCUGCAGCACCGACUUGCUUGAGCAUUUCAGCAACACAGCUCAAGUUUGCAGAGUGUACACCUUCAAGGGAAAACAUGACACGUGCCAAAAAUUAAAAUUGUUCAAUACCUUCUGAAAUCAAA